This is a messenger RNA of Galendromus occidentalis (western predatory mite), 821 nucleotides long. RefSeq names its product required for excision 1-B domain-containing protein. The transcript has 4 exons. The record is from RefSeq and is a predicted model, not a curated record. The coding region runs from base 141 to 635 and encodes 164 amino acids. NCBI's taxonomy places the organism in Eukaryota, Metazoa, Arthropoda, Arachnida, Mesostigmata, Phytoseiidae.
GGGAAUGAUUUUUGCGGAGGCAUCCAGAGCGAGGAUCACAGUCGCCCUCAGAAAACUCCGGCGUUAGGUUGUCGUCAACGUGACUCAUAUCACGGUACUUAUUGGUGAAUCUAGCCUGUAGCGUUGUCUCUCCGACGAAAAUGGCGUUGGAUGUUGCCGAGGGUGACGUGAUCUAUCUGCUCCAAAAGUUCAAGGCACUUCAAGAGGAGCGGAUUUACACCUAUAAUGUAUUCCACGAGGGGCACAAAUUAUACCUUGCGUCCGCGCCCAACUAUAAUUUUCCUCAGUUCCGCCAACUGGUCCAUGACGUAACUCAAGAAUUCCGUAGGAUAUCCGAAGGAAUCAUUGAACUCGAAGAGAGAAUCAGACCGAUCGAUCCGAAACUCGCCUCAGUCAUCCAGCACUUGCAGGAAGCCGAGAAAACUAAGCUGCGAGUGACCGCCAGGAAACAACUCGCUGAACAGAGGCUCCAAGACAGCCCGGAAGUGAACCACGAGCUCGCCAACGAGCUAGCAAUGAUGCGAAAGACUUUGAUCACGGUCACGCAAACGAUUGUCGACUGCUGCGAGGAAGUCAAGUACGCCCUACAGGAGUACAUGAACCAAGACAGAGCAUCGGUGGACUUAGAAACUUAGCUCAACCAAUUGAAGGGGAAGUCUGUCUGGAGACUCUCCUGAAAAAAUCUUGUUCGUAUCAUUCCUUGCAUGCGACCGAUAUCGCAUGUUUGUUCCCGAGAACCGAAGUCCUCCACUCCACCCGGAGAUGACGCUCCUUAUCUCUACAAUAAGAGCAGACAAUAAAUGUGCAACAACCCCCACUCC